AUCGUCCGAGGUUUUCAAGAUGGUCCGAGCCGGGGCAGCCUUCUCCGGGAGCCCAGCUAGUCCCAGAAGCCCGGAACCGCCCCGCCUUCGAGGACAGGGGGCUGCGCGUGCCUGUGCGGUGCAGCUGUUUGACGGAUCUGUUGCUGUGCUUUCCCUUAGACCAGUCCCGGGAGAGAUGGACGAAGCCGAUUCUGCGUUUUCGAAAUUCAAGCCGGCAGCCGAGGACUCCGUUGCCCUCACGCCCUCCAGCGCCGACCCCGUCUAUGUGGAAGAUCCCUACACUGCGUCGCUGAGGAGCGAGAUCGACGCCGAUGCCCACGAGUUCGAGGCUGAGUCCUGGAGCUUGGCCGUGGACCAGGCCUACGCCCAGAAACAGAAGCGAGAGGUGGCGCGAAGGCAGGAUGUGCUCUACGAGCUGAUGCAGACGGAGGCGCACCACGUCCGCACGCUGAAGAUCAUGCUGAAGGUCUACUCCAGGGCCCUGCAGGAGGAGCUGCAGUUCAGCGGCAAGGCCGUCAGCCGCCUCUUCCCGUGCGUGGACGACCUGCUGGACCUGCAUGGCCACUUCCUGGCCCGCCUUAAGGAGCGCCGCCAGGAGGCGCUGGAGGAAGGCAGCGAGCGGAACUAUGUCAUCCACAAGAUCGGGGACCUCCUGGUCCAGCAGUUUUCAGGUGAAAACGGGGAGAGAAUGAAAGAGAAAUACGGUGUGUUUUGUAGUGGGCACAACGAGGCAGUCAGUCAUUACAAAUUACUGCUGCAGCAAAACAAGAAAUUUCACAACUUGAUCAAGAAAAUCGGCAACUUCUCCAUCGUGAGGCGGCUGGGCGUGCAGGAGUGCAUUCUCCUCGUCACCCAGCGCAUAACCAAGUACCCCGUGCUGGUGGAGCGCAUCAUCCAGAACACGGCAGCCGGCACCGAGGACUACGAGGACCUGACCCAGGCGCUGAACCUCAUCCGGGACGUCAUCUCCCAAGUGGACACCAAGGUCAGCGAGUGGGAGAAGGGCCAGCGCCUCAGGGAGAUCGCGGGCAAAAUGGACCUGAAGUCCUCCAGCAAACUCAAGAACGGGCUCACUUUCCGCAAGGAGGACAUGCUGCAGCGGCAGCUCCACCUGGAGGGCGCCCUGUGCUGGAAGAGCACAUCCGGGCGCUUGAAAGAGGUCCUCGCCGUCCUGCUGACUGACGUGCUGCUGCUGCUGCAGGAGAAGGACCAGAAGUACGUCUUCGCUUCCGUGGACUCGAAGCCUCCCGUCAUCUCCCUGCAAAAGCUCAUCGUGCGGGAGGUGGCCAACGAAGAGAAGGCCAUGUUUCUGAUCAGCGCCUCCCUGCAAGGGCCAGAGAUGUACGAGAUCUACAUGAGCUCCAAGGAGGACAGGAACACCUGGAUGGCCCACAUCCGCCGCGCUGUAGAGAGCUGUCCUGACGAGGAAGAGGGACCCUUCAGCGAGGCUGAGGAGGAGAGGAAGAUGGUCGAGGCCCGAGCCAUGAAACUCAAGGACUUCCAUGUGCGCCUGAGCCUGAAGGACCAGCUGAUCGCGCAGAGCCUCCUGGAGAAGCAGCAGAUCUAUCUGGAGAUGGCCCAGAUGAGCGGGCUGGAAGACCCCGGCCCCGCGCGAGGCCUGUUCCGGGGAGGAGACCCCAUGGAGAUCCUGCAGGGGGAGCACAUCCUCAGGUCCGCCAUGAGCGAGAUCGAGGGCAUCCACAGCCUGAUCUGCAGGCGGCUGGGCAGCACGAGCUGCCAGGCAGAAGAAGGAGGCAGCUCCACGGGCCCACCGCGGAGGGCCGAGACCUUCGGGGGCUACAGCGCUGGCGGCCCGGGUCGGAUGGAGCUGCUGCGCAGGCUGAAGAAGCAGAACACGGCCCCUGGGGGGCUGCCGCUCGAGGUGCUGGCGGAGGCCCAGUCUCAGAGUCACCCUCCUCCCAGCUCUAACGGGGAAGGGCUCGAGGGAACCUUGGCAGUGGCCAAAGCCCCGGGCACCUGGAUGACCAUGCCGCUGUCUGGGGCGGGGCUGGAGUUCACGGAGCGGCCCGAGGUGGUCCGGCGGGACAGCGCCCCUGCCGAGAGCCGGUCCGCCAAGAGCGAAGUGCCCAUCCAGCUGCUCAGCGCCACCAAUCAGAUCCAGAGGCAGACGGCCGUACAGCAGCAGAUCCCCACCAAGCUGGCCGCCUCCACCAAGGGUGGAAAGGACAAAGGUGGCAAGAGCCGGGGUUCCCAGCGCUGGGAGAGCUCAGGCUCUUUUGACCUGAAGCAGCAGCUGCUGCUUACCAAGUUCAUGGGCAAGGAGGAGAACACCGCCAAGAACCGCCGGUCGGCGAGCCCUGUGCUGCCCAGCAGCCACAGCUCCGUGCCUGCCCCAGACCCCUGCUUCCCAGCCCCGAGCCCGGCGCCAGCCGACAGCUCCCCUGAGGCCUUCUUUUUCAAGGCUGGGGCCACCUUCCCGCCCAUUGCCCCGUGUCCCUCGCCCCUGCCAGCCACGCCUCUCAGCACCACUAAAGAAGCCAGCAAGGAAGACGUCAUCUUCUUCUAAGGGGCAGUGGCUCCAGGUGCAGGCCCCUCCCCUUCCUGCCCUCUGUGUCUCCGGGGACCCCGUAUAGGGUGACCACCAGCCCAGCUGUCCCCUCCCCUGCCCAAGCACACACCCGGCGGCCACCUGACUGGGUCUGCCUGUUGAUGCUUUGGGUCCUGCGGCUCUUUCUGUGCCCCUGGGUAAUUCCCUCCACCUGUUUAUGUAUAAGGAUGUGUUUUGUGGAAGGUUGAACCCCAGCUAAGUCAAGGAGCUACUUUAAACCACUGGGUAGGGGAGAGAUGGACUCAGCUGGUUUUCCCUGGCAGCAAGGAACAGGGGGUCCCCGUGGGGCUGGGGGACAGGCCAGGCCUCAGAGCUGCUGGCCCCAGCCAGGCUGCGCAGCCCCCCGGGAUUCAUGAGGUCACUGGAAGGGGCCAGGCGGGACCCCUGCUGGUCAUGCAGAAGCCAGCCAGAGGGGCAAGCUGGGGGCCCAGGGUUAGAGGCCACCGGGCAGGGACUGAGGGUGGCCCUCGGUACCCGGGCAGGCAGUGGGCCCGGAAGCUCCCUCUGAAGACAAAGUGGGCAUUGCCCAGUGGAGGGGUGACUCUGCUCUGUGGCCCAUCUAGGGUGGGAGCCCCGGCCUUGGGCUUUAGCCAGAGUGGCUUGCACCCGAGGCAGGGUCUGCAGUCCUCCAGGCUGCUUGGAGGAAGUGCCUGGACUCGCUGCCAGCCAGAGGACAGGUGGCCGUUGUGAGCUGCAGCAUGGCAUGGGGGGUCCGAGGUGUUGGGCGGAGCAGUGCAUGAAUGGUCAGAUCUGCCCGAAUGCUGGCUGCCUGGGGCAGGGAACACCUCAAGACUCACCGCCACCCAGGCCACCCGAGUCCCCUCCUGAGGUGGUGGCAGCAGGACCCAGCCCUGGGCUGGUGGUUCCUGCUCCCAGAGGGGUGGCACUGGGCCCCAGCCAGGGCCAGGUCACUCCCAAAGCCAGCAGGGACCUGGGGACAGCCCGUCAGCCCUGUAGGCAGGGCCUGUGUGCCACGGCCCGGGAGGGGAGGUUACCAGAUGGGUGAGGCUCGGCCAGUGGCCUGGCGUCCCCACCCCGUCAUCACCCAGCGUCGCCCGCCCUGGGCCCUUCCCACCAGCAGCGCACUCAGUGUCCCAGCAGCUAGCAGGUCUCGUGCGUGCCAUGCCCUCGUCAGUGUUGUGUAUUUUUGUACUGAGAUGUUCGGAGCACUUUAGAAAAGCUGGCUUUGAGUUCCGCUCUGUUGUGAAGAGGAAGUUCACGGUGCCCCCAGCCUCAGUUC
Fukomys damarensis (Damara mole-rat) is the source of this 3809-nucleotide messenger RNA. RefSeq names its product rho guanine nucleotide exchange factor 18. Gene Ontology annotation, molecular function: guanyl-nucleotide exchange factor activity. Gene Ontology annotation, biological process: small GTPase-mediated signal transduction. The record is from RefSeq and is a predicted model, not a curated record. The transcript is spliced from 15 exons. Bases 20 to 2527 code for a protein of 835 amino acids. NCBI's taxonomy places the organism in Eukaryota, Metazoa, Chordata, Mammalia, Rodentia, Bathyergidae.